Molecule: messenger RNA, 603 nt
Organism: Naegleria fowleri
Lineage: Eukaryota; Heterolobosea; Eutetramitea; Acrasida; Naegleriidae
Exons: 1
Coding region: 1-603 (200 amino acids)
Source: RefSeq, a predicted model, not a curated record
AUGAACGCCAAAUACCUCAUUGUUGCCUUAUUGUUGGCCAUUGUGGCAGGUGUGUGCUUGGUGAACGCACAAGAUGCCUCCACAGCAACCAGCACCACUGCUCCUGCAAACACCAAGGUGGAUAGGGCUCCCUCAAGACCAAGAAGAAAGAACUCAUCAUCGGUGAGAAGAGUCCGUGGAAGUAGUGCAGGAAAGAAGUCCUCUCCAAGAAAGAGCCAGAGGAAGCAAGUCAGAGGAAGAAGAACCGCAACCAGUGGCAAGAAAGCCCAAAGAAGAACAGGAGCAAGAAAAGCAAGAAAAGGAACUGCCAAGCGAGCUCGCCGAUGCACAUGUGGUAAGCGUUCAACUAAAGUAAGAGGAUCAAAGCGUGGACGUAAAUCCAUUGCAAAGAGUGCCAGAAAGGGAAAGAAAGAUGGAAAACGACCAACUAAGAGAUCAGUCCGUAAGGGUACUAGAUCUCCAAGAAGAAGAAGCUCCAAGAGAUCAACCAAAAGAAACACAAGACCAAGAAGAAAGAACGCUGUGAAGAAGGCAUCAAAAAGAGCACAACAAACUGCUCAAUCAAGCCAAACAGCCCAACAACAAGAAGAAGUUGUAGCAUAA